AUGAUGAAUCUCCUUCGUCUUCAGUCUGAACUCCAAGAUCUUGAACAACAGCUCGAAGAUACAAGAGAUGAAGACAGAAACUCUACAAAUCCCAUACGGCGGGAAUAUGGAUCCAGUUUCCGGGUGAUGAAGCAAUACGCAGAAGAUCCAGACUCAAUUCAGUACGAGCUUCUGCUCGAAAUUGGGAAGAGGCUAGACGAAUACCGUAAGACUUCUUCAUUCCCUUGCAUGAUAUCAUCUUAA
Colletotrichum paranaense is the source of this 243-nucleotide messenger RNA. RefSeq lists its product as uncharacterized. Lineage: Eukaryota; Fungi; Ascomycota; Sordariomycetes; Glomerellales; Glomerellaceae. Bases 1 to 243 code for a protein of 80 amino acids. The record is from RefSeq and is a predicted model, not a curated record. The transcript has a single exon.